Poecile atricapillus (Black-capped chickadee) is the source of this 942-nucleotide messenger RNA. Its product is annotated as translocator protein-like. The record is from RefSeq and is a predicted model, not a curated record. Lineage: Eukaryota; Metazoa; Chordata; Aves; Passeriformes; Paridae. The transcript has 6 exons. Bases 99 to 734 code for a protein of 211 amino acids. Gene Ontology annotation, molecular function: cholesterol binding. Gene Ontology annotation, cellular component: endoplasmic reticulum; membrane.
GACGAGGUAAUGCCGGUGCGGGACGGGACGCGAAUUCGAAAGGACUUUGGCCAGUUCGAAAGGAUCUCACUUUUCUAUCCUCUGUGAUAUUUUGUAAGAUGAUUUCUUCCAUUUGUGUCAGCCUUCAGGUAAACAAAGACUGCAGCACCGGCCAACGCAGAGACUCUCCAGUGCAUCCUUGCAUUUUACUUAUUCUCUUGCUAAAGACCUACAUCAGGUUCACUGUCUCAAUGGAAGUGGUACCAGCCUGGGCCCCAGCAGUAGGUUUCAUGCUCCUGCCACAUGCAGGAGGAUUUUUAGGAAGCCGUAUAACCAAAAGAGAAAUCCCAACAUGGUAUGAAACUCUGCAGAAGCCAUCCUGGUGUCCACCUAACUGGGUGUUUGCUCCUGUUUGGGGAACUCUCUAUACAUCUAUGGGAUACGGCUCCUACCUGGUGUGGAAGGAACUGGGGGGCUUCAGUGAAAAGUCAGUGGUUCCUCUGGGUCUGUAUGCAGGGAACCUGGCAUUAAACUGGGCAUGGACUCCAAUAUUUUUUGGAGCUCACAAAAUGGGAUGGGGGUUGGUGACUCUCCUGCUUACAACUGGUACAGCAACAGCUACCACUGCUUCCUGGUAUAACAUCAACAAAACAGCAGCUUAUUUGAUGGUUCCUUAUUUAGCUUGGCUAAGCUUGGCUUCUGCACUCAAUUAUCAGAUCUGGAAAGAAAAUCACAGCAAGAAAAAACCUGAAUAAGCAGUUUUCAGCCAAAACCAUUUUUUUUCCCCCAAUUAUUUUUUAUAUAAAGUUAUGGCCUUAUUUUAUUUUUAGCUGAACUACUUCUACCAUUACUUUGGUAACUACAAGUUGACAAAACAAAUACAACUUUAUUAGGCAAGCCACAAUGGGGUGUAUGUCUGACUGGGUUUUAUAGCAAACUAAAAGAAAGUCUUGAUUGAAAAGU